GUGGGACGAUGCUCCCCACUCCUUCCAGAAAAAGGCAUUCUCGCGUAUUCGUAUCGGAUCGUGUACAUCAUUUGCUUGUCAUUUCCACAACUUCUGGUGAAAAAAAGCCUACUACUAUUAAUAUCCCCAGAAGCUCUGGAACAAGCGACUACAUAAGAUGGCCGUUCCAUCCCAAUCACCCGUUGACCAUCCCCAUCCACUCCCGACUCACAGUUGAAGCCCCUACGCCUGGAUCGAGGUGAUUCAUCCAAUGCCUCUCACAGUCUGUAUAAUAGACCAGCAGCCAUGCUAUUCUGGAAGCGAAACAAUAAGAGGCCGCAUAACCUUUCAGACUCCCAAGCCGGUCGACAUCCAAGACAUUCGAGUGACGUUCUCCGGAUGUGCAAAGGCAAAGGUGCAGAAGGUCAAGGGAUCUGCAGCCCCCACAACCAGUUAUCGAAGUAAAUGCAUGCUUUUCGAGAAGGGGAAAAUUCUCUGGCACCCGAGCGGCGACACCAUUGCCCCUGGCACAUACGAGUGGCCGUUUGAAUUUGCCUUCCCGUCGCAAGUCCUCUCUGCGUCGUCGCGAUGGCCCGAAGCGCUUCCUUUCCGCAGCGAUGCAAAUCAUCCGUUGCCGCCGACCUUUGCCGUCAAAACCGCGGACGCUUUACGGAAAAUUAAAUGCACCAUCGACUACCAGAUUCAGGCACAAGUAUUUUCGCCGCAGCGGGGGUUUCUGGGCAGGAAGUCACCGCUGUUUUCUGAAGUCGUGCGAUUGAGAUUCAUACCCGGCUCGGCUAGAUUGGACGUGAAGCGGGAGGGCAGCUCUGCAGCAUAUCAGCAACAAAAAGAGCAAGUGUUCAACCUUCGAAGCAUGCUUCUACUUCCAGAAAACAGGGGGAGGAGCUUGAAACUGCAGGAGAGGAUUCAGUCCUGGUUUUCAUCCAGUCAAUUGCCCCGGUUCAUCUUCAAAGCGACUUUUAUAUACCCUUCUCGAGUGAUCCAAUCCACGCCACUCCCGUGCAUCUUAGAGAUCACACCUUUUAUGGAGGACUCUUCCGUCACGUCUCCUCCAGAGAUCUUGCUGCAGUCUUUGUCCGUCGCCGUGCUCAGUCAAACUGGUGCUCGAGCUGCCCCAUCGCUGAUGGGCGCACUAUCCGGACAAGUAGACGAGCGGAUCGAGAUAUUAUCCAAGUCCUCUCUUGGUAUGCCAGUUUCAGGGACAGUGGACCUGGCGCAGGCGUUUGGUCCUCUUGUAUUCAGACAUACGGACGUAUCCUUUGGCACAUUCAACAUCAGCCGAACUUAUCGAUUGUCGGCAUCAUUUGUUUUUGAAUGUGCGGGAAGCACUAGGAGCCUCGACCUCCCUGGUCUCCCUUUCGAUAUCUUUGCGGACUUUGAAGCACCAAGCAACAUUCCAAGCUCAGUGGAGCACCUUUCAGAGGAUGACUCCCCGCCAUCAUAUACAUCGGCUUCAAUGUUGUCAACUGGAACCUUGGACAAAUCCUAAUUCGCAUUCAGACGAUAAAACACUGCCCUUUUUCCAUCUAAGAGUCCGGGUAACACUGACUCCCAUGCUGCUCACUGCGUUUGAGUCCCGAGGUUAUCAGAUAGAGAGUAGGAUUAUUGAUAAGCAAAGGC
Aspergillus ibericus CBS 121593 is the source of this 1620-nucleotide messenger RNA. RefSeq lists its product as uncharacterized. NCBI's taxonomy places the organism in Eukaryota, Fungi, Ascomycota, Eurotiomycetes, Eurotiales, Aspergillaceae. Gene Ontology annotation, cellular component: cytosol; plasma membrane; cytoplasm. Gene Ontology annotation, molecular function: ubiquitin protein ligase binding; protein-macromolecule adaptor activity. Gene Ontology annotation, biological process: ubiquitin-dependent endocytosis. The coding region runs from base 251 to 1489 and encodes 412 amino acids. The transcript has a single exon. The record is from RefSeq and is a predicted model, not a curated record.